Lates calcarifer (barramundi perch) is the source of this 5145-nucleotide messenger RNA. RefSeq names its product sterile alpha motif domain-containing protein 9-like. Gene Ontology annotation, cellular component: cytoplasm. Gene Ontology annotation, biological process: regulation of apoptotic process; innate immune response; inflammatory response. Gene Ontology annotation, molecular function: protein binding. The coding region runs from base 131 to 4006 and encodes 1291 amino acids. The record is from RefSeq and is a predicted model, not a curated record. NCBI's taxonomy places the organism in Eukaryota, Metazoa, Chordata, Actinopteri, Centropomidae. The transcript is spliced from 10 exons.
GGAGGAGGUGCAUCCUGACAGGCUGAAUUCGGGGAGGAAAUACGAGUUUGAGGAAAUCAGAUACCUCAAAAUCAAUGAAAGAAGUGGAUGCCGGAUGAAGACAGCAAGUAAAGUAAACUGAAAGUCCGGGAUGGCAAAUGGACCAGGCUUGGCCCUCGCUGGAGGUGGGGAAAUUUAUGUUGGGAGUGAAAUCAGAGAUUCCCUGACACUUUUGGAUGUUCUUUAUGCAAAUCAGUUUGAAAGAGAGACUUUUGGUCCAAUAGUUUUUGAGCAGACGGAGGAAAACUUUUAUAGAGGGGCCCCACCAAAAUGGUUGAACUUUCAUAUUGGUCAACAAGCAAAGUCAAACAGCGCCCAAACACCUCUUGUUAAACGAGAUGGAUAUGAUACACUUGUGCAAGAAAUUUUCCAAAAAAGAAAAUAUCCUGGAAUAUCCACUGUUAAACUAUUCCACCAGCCACGAUGUGGAGGAACCACAUUGGCCAUGCAGGUGUUGUGGGACUUGAGGAAAAGGUUCAGGUGUGCUGUUUUAACAGGUUCAACCUCAGACAUCACAAAUGUUGCAAAGGAGGUGGUCCACCUCUUCACAGCAGGGAGUCGAGGCCACCAGAACACUGUGCUGCUGUUACUGAAUGAUGAGGAGAUUCUGGAAAAUCUGCAAGACAGCAUUAUGAUGACGAUGGCUGAACAGGAAAUAGAUACCCCUAUGCCUGUGGUGAUUUUACUCAGCUGUGUUAGAAAAGAAGCAGUUCUACAGAGUGACCAUGUUGUCCUAGAAAGAGCACUCUCUGAAACAGAGAAGCAAAAAUUUAAUGAGAAAAAGGAAGAGCUCAGUAGUAGGUACAGUGAUAAAUACCAGGAAUUCCAUGGCUUUAACAUAAUACAAACUAAUUUCUCUCAAGCCUACGUCAGACAAGCAUGCAUGGUAUUCUCCGAAGUUCGAAGAGCAAACAGACCAUUGAAGAAUCAGCUUGCUGCCUUCUUAUCCCUGCUGAGUGCCUAUGUACCAGAUUCAUAUCUCCUGGAGUCUCAGUGCCUGGACUUCUUCAAACAUGAUGACUCCAUCCAUGGACACCUUUCUCUGGAGGACAGAAUGCAGCCCUUCAGUCAUCUAAUCAUCACCUACCAACAAGAUAAAACAUCUGAGAGAAGAGUCCGCAUGGCUCACCCUAUGAUAGCACAGUGUUGUACUGAACUGAUGGCUGAGGCAGGUGUGACCAGAAGUGACACAGCAAGAAACCUCUUGACCCGUUUUUGCAGGGCUGAGUUUCCUCCAUAUUUGCUUGGUUUUGUCAAAUACAUGUUGACCAAAAGAGAAAUGAAAACAGAGGAGAAUCCAAUCGAUAACACAGAGAUUAAAGAGGACAGAGAAAGGUUUUCUAGACUGAUUCUAGAUAUUCAAGACACAGAGGACAGUGUUGAGAGUGCAUCAGUUUUAAAGUUGGCAUCAAAUAAAUUUGAGCAAAAUCCAUUUUUUCCUCAAGCACUUGCUCGUGUUUAUUACCUAGAACUGAAAGACUACAGUAAGGCUGAAAUAUGGGCAAAAAAAGCAAAAGAAAGAGAUUCCCACAAUUCACAUAUUGCUGAUACACUGGGCCAAGUCCAUAAGAACCAUCUGAAGAGCAAAAAAGAGUCUUCUGACAAUCAAACAGAAAUUUUGCAACUUGCGAAAAAGGCUAUUGAAGCUUUUAAAGAUGAAGAACGGCUUGCUGAAAAUGACAUCGAAGGUGGGACAAAAGUCAGGACCAAAGUCUCACGUGUUUUUAACACCAGAGGGCAGCUUGGUUACCUGCAGGUUUGCAGUAUUCUGUAUGACCUUCUUGUCAGUCAGAAUAAAACCUGGAGAAGAGUUCUCACAAAGGAUGUGUCCAUGGACUCUGUCCUGGAAUCACUCGGAGACAACAAACUCCUCCGAUUUCAUGAUCUUAUAAAGAGCCUCAGAGAUGAGGUUGAAAGAAAAUGUGCAUUUCUUGACAAAUAUCUGGCGUACUCAAAGCCUUACAUGAAGAAAGAUGAUGACCAAUACAUCUCUGGGGUCACCUCAGAUUGCUACCGGAAGUAUGUUGGAGACACGACACCCUCACACAUGAAAGAAAAAUGUGCUGAUUUCAUCCAUAAACUCAAACAAAAUCUCGCUGACAGCUCUGCUAGAGUCGUCUCAUGUCUUGACAGAGAAUGCACUAAGUCAGUGCUUAAAGAAAUAACUACAUGGUGGGAAGAAAUCUAUACAAGUAAAGAUUCUUUAACAGCUCUGGUGAACUACAUUCUUGCUCACAUUAUGCUGUCAAAUGUAGGAGUAAAUUUCCCCCCCAAACACAAAUAUUUAACUACAUUCAGAAAACAAAUGCCCCUGAGCCCAACAGAAGAACCUGUGUUCCACAUGUUAGGCCUUCUCUUAAACUGGCCUGCAGACAGUGAAGACAAAAGUGUCCUUGACCUCAGUCAGUUAGUCCGGUAUAUGCACUUCUCUUACGAACAUGCAUAUAAGACGUACUUUCGAUCAAGGUACCUUCACCCACUGUUUUUCAUUGGAAAAGGUCGAGGUCUGAGCAGAAUUGUUCACAGAGAAGUCCUGGAGAGAUUAUUUCUUGGGCAAAACAAGGGAGCAAAACGAGAUUUGAGCAACUGGAACCAUGAGAAGAUUUUCCUAAAUCCCAUGGUUCAAGAGCACCUUCUCAGAGUUGAAGGGGUGGUACGAAACUACAGCGUAUUUGCAGCUAUUGGAGACAAUGAGAUUGAGGUGGAUGCGAACCUGAGAAACAGCCUCUGGAGGCCACGCCAAGUUUCCUUUUAUCUUGGAUUUACCAUCAGAGGUCCUGUGGCCUUUGGCAUCCGGACCAAAACUGCAGAAAAGGGGCCCUCUGGAAGGUUGAAGCUUGGACCUUGGGGCAGAGAAACAGACUCCAGUGAUUGGACUACUGUGAAACCAGAGGUCAACGGGCUGCAUGAGGUUCAUACCUAUAGCAUCCAGUCUGAAGCGGGUCAGUAUGAAUGCAGUGUGUCUGCCCUGCGCUGGGUUUGUAAUAAAAAGGUCAGCUUCCAUUACCAGUUUCGCUCAUGGGAGGAACACAUGGCGGAACCUGCAUGCAUUGAUUACAUGCCAGCAGGACCCCUACUGGACAUCACAGUCACAGAUGGGAAACUGGAGGAGGUGCAUCUACCACACUGGAUAGACCACAGCUCCAAAAUUUCAGACUUGUUUUCAAUCCUACACGUGGACACCUGUGGCAAUUUUGUGGAACAAGUGUCGGAGGUGACAUCCUCCCACAUCAAGUUACUCCAGCCAACUUUCUCUCCACGGGGGGUUAUGAUCCGGAAAAAACUGGGCAUCUCCGUGAAGGUUUUCUAUGAUGUCUUAAUAUACAAGACAAAAAAGGAAUUCCUCACAUUGCAUGUUUACCUGGUCCCACCUGAUCGUGAUGUGAAACAGAAAGUGGAGAGAAAUGAGACGUCCUAUGGAUCAAUAAUGAUCCCAAAACCAAACCCAGACAAAUCUCUUGAGAUGCUGGAUCAUUUCUUCCUCACAACAGACAUGGACACUGCUGAAAUUCAGCCUGAUAAAUUAAAGCUAAGAUAUGAGAGGAGAAAUUUCUUUGAGGUCUUCAUCAGAAAUGCAGACAGUGACUUCAGUCUAAAGCUUCAGAGUAAGCAAAAUAAAAAUAAUGAACAUGACACUGUCUGGACCUGCACUAUUCGACAAGGAGACUACCAAAAUCAAAGCACUGAUCACAAGGACGGGCAGCAUUUCAUUGAUCGCCAUCGCACAGCUCUGAUUCAGAGAGUGAACGAUACAGGGCCCAUCCUGGACGAGCUCAUGGAUUGGGGACUAAUCUCAAGUGAGAACUACGAAUCUGUGAGAGCCUUAAAAACCACACAGGACCAGAUGCGUGCCAUUCUGAAACCUGUGAGCGCUGCCAGCACAAGAGGCAAAGAUGCCUUCUAUGAAAUCCUGAAAGGGAUGAAGCAUCUGAGGCCUCUCAUCUCUGAGCUUGAGGGAUCUGGAUAAACCUAAUAGGAAAAAAAGACAUGGAGCUUUGCAUUCUAAGUCGAUAUUUGUUGCUUAGAUGACAGAAAACAGUGUCAAAUUUACUGACCACACAUUGACUUUACUGACAAUUCAUUGACUUAUAAAGAACGUGGACUCUUGUGGCCCAAACCACCUCUGAAUGUGACUUGAGUGAUCACAUUUCAAAUGGUUCCUCAAUGCUUCUUUGGUGCAUGUACACAUGUACCCAGAGCUGUCUACCUGUGAUCGAAUCACCUGACACGCAUGCUAGAGCCAAGUCUGAACAGGGCCUUAUAAGCCUUAUAAGCACUACACUGAGAUGAUUGGACGUAAACACUGUUUUGUGGAUGUAUUCAUCUCUGCUAUAAAAGGAAAUGCUGUAUAUCAGCCAGCUCAAAUGAAAAGUGUCUUUGUGACUUAAAGGAAAUUAAGUACCCAAAACUACACCGCAUGUUUUUUUGUAUUUUAUUUAUGGAUUUAUGAAAUGUAUCAAAAUGCAAAAUGUUUUAAGUGUACUAAAUUCUGAGCAGCAUACAACAUACAUUUUUGUAUCUUUCAUUGUAUUGGUUGGUUGUUGGUUGUAUUGUAUUGUUCUUUAUUCCAUGUAAAUAUUAAAUGUUUUGCAUUAAGCAACAUGAGUAAGGCAGAGCCACGGGAAUUGUAAAUGCAUUUUUUAAAACACAGAUUUUGUUGUUUAAAUGUUGUUUAAAUGAUAUAGCUCAGUUUUAAAGCUUUUAAGAUUAGAUGUAUCUUCUUCGAAAAGUGCUUGACCAAAGACUAAAGAAGUUUUAUUUACGUUUUUUGUUUUAUUUGUACAGUCAAGAAACACCAACAGGUACCCUUCAGCUAAAUGGUUGGACCAGAUCAUGUUGUGACAUGAUUUAUACAAGUGCACUGAGAGAUUUAAUAUGAAAGAGUCUUAUUCUCUGUCAUUAUUUUUUCUACAUUCCUUAUAUAUAUCAUUUUAUCUUCUUUUUUUUUUACCUUUAUUAAUGUCAAGACAAAGUUAGAGUAAGAAGAAUGGGAACAUACACAUACACACAUACAUAUGUCUUAAUUAUUUUCAGCUUGCCCCAGCUGGUAAUAGUUAAAUAUUUGUUUUAUUUUAGCAAUAAUAAAUUACACAAAUUAAAGACAAA